CAUCAUGUUAGCACAAAGCUACACUUGUCUUAGUGGUAAAUCAAAGUGUCUCAUUUUGCUGAGGUCGCAGGUUUUCCAAAAUUCACACAUUUCCGUAAUUUUUCCGAUCUGUUAUCGAUGGAUUCAGAUAAGCCCUCUUCUACCGGUCGAAAGGUCAGAUUCACUCCGAAAGCUCCAGCAAAACGAAAGGCAAGACCAGCUUCUGCUGCUGCUAAAAUAGAAAAAGCUGAUGAUAAUAAUGAAGAUGCGGAAGCCCAGAAGAACUUAUUGCUACAGCGUUUCAAUGAACUUGGCAAGCAUCCACAACGGUCUAAAGUUAAGGACAAAGCUCCAGUGCAACCCACUUUCAUGCAUGGAGCAAAUCGAUCUGUUACCUUCAGGGGAUCUGAUCUUCUUCUAGAUGGAGGUCUCAAACAAAGUAGAGAAUCAGAUUUGAUGGACUUAGAUGACAGUACCAAGCAUUCUGUUUCAUCACCAUCUGCAGUUGGACCAAGCGUGAUAAAAAAGAGUUCAGGAGAUGAAUCGGGUCUUAAAACGAAGGAGUACAGAGAGCCUUGGAACUACGCUCAUACUUACUAUCCAACCACACUUCCUUUGAGGAGGCCAUACUCUGGUGAUCCAGACAUUCUUGAUGAGGCUGAAUUUGGGGAAGCUGCAAUGAAGUUGGAAUAUGAUGAGAAUUCAAUAAGUCCUGCCUCCGAACUUGGAUUUCUGAACCCAGAUGAGACAAGUGAGAAUGUUAGGUUGCUGUAUCUUCAACUUCCUACAUCUCUCCCUGCAAUUAAACGAUCUGCUACUGCUAAGGGGAAAGAAAUGGAACACAGUUCAGGACCAUCAUCAGGUCACAGGGGUUCAAUGGCUGUGAACAUGGGUGCAAAGGGAUCUAGUUCGCAGCAUGGGUGCAGUUUGGAAGACCUGAAUGCAGGACAUAUGGGGAAGUUGCUUGUUUACAAGAGUGGAGCUGUCAAACUUAAACUUGGAGAAACCCUCUACAAUGUCUCACCUGGAUCAGAUUGUUCUUUUGCCCAAGAUGUAGUAGCAUUCAAUACCAAAGAGAAGGAAUUCUGCUCUAUUGGCAACCUUGACAAGCGAGCCAUUGUCACCCCUGACAUUGCGUCUCUCUUAAAUACUGUGAAUGACCUAUGCUAGACUGGAUAACAUUUGAUGUUCUUGAACACCAUUACAACUUGUAUGUAGGAAGUUCCUUGUAAAUACGAUGAGAUCUCGGCUUUUCAGUAGCUAACCAUGAAAUUGUAGUAAUUGUAAAAAAAAAAAAUUGAACCCUUCAAUUUUAAGGAACAAUCUUGAUCGUUAA
Messenger RNA from Spinacia oleracea (spinach), 1315 nucleotides. RefSeq lists its product as uncharacterized. The record is from RefSeq and is a predicted model, not a curated record. Gene Ontology annotation, molecular function: DNA binding. NCBI's taxonomy places the organism in Eukaryota, Viridiplantae, Streptophyta, Magnoliopsida, Caryophyllales, Amaranthaceae. Gene Ontology annotation, biological process: tRNA transcription by RNA polymerase III. The transcript has 10 exons. The coding region runs from base 118 to 1149 and encodes 343 amino acids. Gene Ontology annotation, cellular component: RNA polymerase III complex.